UUCAACAAUCGGCAGCUAGUCAGUUCCCUAGCCACGAUGAAUGCAAUACCAUACCUGCUGUUCGGACUCCUGUUCGGCUUAAGGAUACAAGAAAACACCGCCCUCCAGUGUUACUGUGAUCGCUGCAGUGCCAACUCCAGCUGCACCACCGAUGGAGUCUGCUACGUUGCAAUCAGCGAGUCGGGCGGACGGCAGUCAACUGAACGCCGCCAGUGUGUGCGUGAGGUUGAACUCAUUCCCAGAGACCGGCCGUUCAUCUGUGCCCCAUCCACAAAAGGUGACACGGGCAUUUAUCCACUGUGCUGUACCACCGACUUCUGCAACAAGGAGCCCAAUAUCACACUCUUCCCUGCGGUUCACACAAAGAAGACCCCGUCUCUUGGCCCAGUGGCUCUGGCUGCAGUAAUCGCAGGGCCAGUCUGUGUUCUUUGCCUGCUGCUUGUUUUGGCAUUCUACAUUUGCCAUAGCCACCGGGGUCUUGGCGCCGGGGGCGCAGGGGCCCACCAUCAUCACCACCAUCGGGUACCCAACGAAGAAGACCCCUCAAUGGACCACCCCUUCAUCACUGCCGGCACGACACUGAAGGACCUGAUCUUUGACAUGACCACUUCAGGCUCUGGAUCAGGCCUCCCACUGUUGGUGCAGAGGACAAUUGCCAGGACCAUUAUUCUUCAGGAGAGCAUCGGCAAGGGGCGCUUUGGGGAGGUGUGGCGAGGUAAAUGGCGGGGCGAGGAAGUUGCUGUGAAGAUCUUCUCAUCCCGAGAGGAGCGCUCCUGGUUCCGCGAAGCUGAGAUCUAUCAGACAGUAAUGCUGCGCCACGAAAACAUCCUGGGAUUCAUCGCUGCAGACAACAAGGAUAACGGGACGUGGACUCAGCUGUGGCUCGUGUCUGACUACCAUGAACAUGGCUCGCUGUUCGACUACCUUAACCGCUAUACUGUUACUGUGGAAGGAAUGAUCAAGCUGUCACUGUCCACUGCCAGUGGCCUCGCCCAUCUGCACAUGGAAAUUGUUGGGACACAAGGGAAGCCAGCUAUUGCUCACAGGGAUCUGAAGUCGAAGAACAUUUUGGUGAAGAAGAACGGGACCUGCUGCAUCGCUGACCUGGGUCUCGCCGUGCGUCACGACUCAGCCACGGACACAAUUGAUAUUGCUCCUAACCACAGAGUGGGAACCAAAAGGUACAUGGCCCCAGAAGUCCUGGAUGACUCAAUAAACAUGAAACACUUUGAGUCCUUCAAGAGAGCAGACAUCUAUGCCAUGGGCCUGGUUUUCUGGGAGAUUGCCAGCCGAUGCUCGAUGGGAGGCAUUCAUGAAGACUACCAACUGCCAUACUAUGACCUGGUUCAGUCAGAUCCAUCAGUGGAGGAGAUGAAACGGGUGGUGUGUGAACAGAAGCUCCGGCCCAACAUUCCUAAUCGCUGGCAGAGUUGUGAGGCUUUACGUGUGAUGGCCAAGAUCAUGAGGGAGUGCUGGUAUGCCAGUGGUGCUGCUCGGCUCACGGCGCUCCGGAUCAAGAAGACCCUGUCUCAACUUAGCCAACAGGAGGGAAUCAAAAUGUAGACGUCACCAAAAAACUCGCGCACACACACACACACACACACAUACUCACACACACACACACAAACCUUUGACGGGCAUCCGUAUUGUUAGCAUUACGCCAUGUGCAGUUUUCAUUCUUCAUUUACCCCUCGCCCCCUGCUAAUUUGGAAGAGAGAGGGGGACCAUGGCUCCUCUUGCUUUAUAUUGAAGUCCACUUUAAGGGGACGGAGUGGUGAGGUGCUUACAGAACUGAACCGGUGUGUAUGUGUGGCGAGGCAGGUGAGGGAGCAGGAGAUGGUUCUGAUGUGGAGGAAAGGGUUCCUCACCGUCCCCUGCUCCUCUGUGCACCACUCUCGUAGGGCUGUGAGCUGAUUCGUGCUAAAAGGUUAGCAUUACAAAAGGCUUUUAAUCUGGACAAGACGACGCCGGUAGCAGUUCAAAGGUCACAAAACACACCCACAGAGAGAUACUAAAAUCACCUGAGAUUAGCUUGUUAGCACCGAAGCAAUUCGCUUUCAUGUAGAAGUGGACUGGCUGCAGAGUCUGUGGACCAACGGCGGUGUUGCAAGCUGCAGCCCUACUCCAGAGUAGCGUCGCAGUCACGCUGGUGAUCUGGUUAAAUCUCAUCUCACCUGAUUUCUUAGACUGUUCACCACCUCCUGUUGCAUCAUCAGGGAUCUGGACAAGUCCCAUUAAUUUAUUGCAUUUCUGUCCGGUGGCAGGGGACUUUUUGUUUUUUGUUUUUUCUCUCGCUAAACUGAACUGGACAUGAUGACCUCAGUCAUUUUUUUUAGCAAACAUGCUGCAACAUAUGCAAUAUACAGUAGAUGUGUGUUUAUUUUCUAUAUCCGGCUAAAGCAAACCGCAAGAUCUAACACCGAUCAGCUGCCAUCAUGCCUUCCAAGCCAGCUGUUGCAGGAAAGUGCCAGUGCUUUAAAACCGAACGCCUCUCAUGUUCGCUGCUGUGGGGUGCGUUUGUUUUUUCCCGAGUAUGCAGCCCUGAGCGUGCAGGCGCGUGUCCGCCGAGCCCCACCGAGCGCACCCACGCUCAAACUAUGCACACCCAAGCCAGUGGGUCCAGGAGAGCAAGAAGAGACACCCUGCACCUCAGCGACAACCCAGCCCACACUCUGGUGCCAUUUCACCCACCACCCCCCACCCCACCCACAUUCUCCACUGGAGCUUCAGAACCUCAGAAAAAAAAAUGCCACUCUGGCUCAUGGCACUUUUCAAGAAGAGACACACGCAGACUGAUUCCAUACAUUCAACUUUUGCGGAUUUUACUUUAUUUUUUAAUCUGUGCAGCAACAUUUUGACAAAGUGUUUCCUUCUCUGUAGGAUAAUCAACAACAAAAAACAAGCGGUGAGGUACAUUUAUUUAAUUCUAGCAAGCUGAUGUCUACUAAGCCAUAGGUCGUUCCACUUGUGGAUUCUCUCCUUAUUCUUUGUGGCUACUGUUUUUUUUUCUACUAGAAUGUACAUGUAUGUAAAACACACGAUGACAAACAAGCGUUACAAAAAAAAAAAAAGUUUUUGUCAUUUCAGCUUAGCAAGCCUUAAGGGACCAACAUAAUAUUUGAUAUCAUGUCUCCCUGUCUCAUUUGCUUUAUUAACUAGUGGUUAUCUAAAGUUUCUAUUGUAUAUAUGAUGUUGGUGUGUGUACACAGAAGUAUGUGUACGCCGUAUUAAUGUUGAAUUGAAGUGUUUUUUCUUGUUGCCAAUCUCGCCAUACGUGUUGAUCUCACUGAACUGCCGGCAUUUCAAACAAGACUGAAACAAAGCUGUUGGUCAUUUCCUUCAAUAAUUUCGCGGCUUAAUGUGAUUAUUAAGCAAUAACCACCAGGCCAAUCGUGUUCCUCCCCCCUCCCCUCGUGGCAGUUUUCGUCAGUGAAUCUGUCCUGUAUGUCGCUAUGGUUACAUGAUGUAUUGAUGUGCUGCUAUCUGGUCGUCCACCUAGCUAUCGUUGAGAAGGUGAGAGCUGCCGCUGGAUGUGAAAAUCCGCCGAUUGCCUGAAUCUGAUCGUUCUGUGCCAUGUUUCGAUGCCACAUAUCAAGCUGAACUAAAUCUGAGAGCUCUGUGCUCCAUGCUGAAGGAUCGACUCGUAAUUUGUCAGCGUUCGCUUCAGCGGCCGCCGCAGCUGCCGGGGUGUGCGCUCGCUCGCGCCGCAUCGAUUUCACAGCGCUGCGCCGAUCCACCUCCGAGCAUCUGCUUGUCGUGCCGCACCUCUUCUUGUCGAUCGUUUUUUUUUGUUUCAUCCUUCAAAGGUUGUGAUUAACGCCGCAGCGAGCCAUCACAACUCUUCAGCAAUAUCACAGAUUUAUCGACACGUGGUGAACAAGUCUCGGGAAAUGAUGUCAUCAGGGAUAAAUUCAGCUCAAAAUGUAGAAUGUUCUAUGUGAUCCACUCUCUGGGAAGCUCUGACCAUGUGAAUUAACCAACCUAUGCUAGAAGUGACAUAUGAAGCCUUGUAAAUACGGAGAGAAUGUUUUCCUAACAUUUGUAGAAAGUAUUAAAGUAUUACCGAUGCUCUUGAAUUGAAAAGCCGGUGACUGAAUAAGAUGUAAAAAAAUGUUCGAAGAAGUGGUGAAACUUUGCAGCUUCAUGAGGUUCGCUUUUGGUGUCAAACUCUAAAAUUGCUCGAUAUCAAAGUCCUGCUGGGCAUAUGGGGGUACGCGAAACAGGCUCGUCUGUUCGUCUCAUCAGCAACCUCAUUCUCUGGGACUAGAACAACCACAAAAAACUCAACUCAGCAGCACCUCGGGUCCGCCUCGACCUUCAUUCUGUCUUAAACUCACCAGCAGCCUUGUACUCUUCUUGUCCAAAAGCAAGAUGACUUAAAUGUACAGAUGUUUCCGAGCUAUUUCUCUCAUGUGGUCUUGAUACAACGACGAGUUCUUUGCCUUUUUCUUUUUCUUCUCAUUCCAUGUUUGGGUUAGUGAUCUGCCAGCCACAAGGGGGAGACUUCACUGCAACCACUUCUAGACGAGCGCAGCCCUUGUGUUAGCCUUUUCCAGUCGCAAGUCUUGCUUGAAACAAACAUGCCGCUAGCUGAGGGUGAAGGAUCCUUGCGGAAGGCAGAGGAUUGACACCUCGCUGUUGCCUGAAAGUUGUCUUCUGCGAGACUCUGGGUCUUUUCCCUGGCCACUCGCGAUGAUGUCGUUUGGAGGGGCGCCUUCCUCUUUGACUUCUAUAUUGACUGCUUCUUUUUUUGCUUUCAAACGCCUCCUCCCCUGUGCCUCCUGGCCUCAAUAGCCUCCUAGCUGUUGGGUGUAUUCCUCCAGACUCCACGUACCUGUCGACAUGCUGGAGCUGCUCUCCCCCCCAUUAAGGGAUCGAUACUGCGCGACCUUUCUUUCCUUGCGUCGACAUCCCAAGAUCUUUACUUCCACAUACAGUAGUUUGUGGAAUCCAUUACUGAAAUCGCUGAGUUGCGUACAAGUAUUUCCGGGAGAGGUGGAGGAGCAUGUUUGUUUCAAGCAGAGCUGUGUUUGCAGAAUGCAGGAGAGGCCUCUACAGUAGCGUUUCUAUCAGUGCCAUCCUUUCCUGCCACGCUCAUGACUGGACUUCUCGAUCGCUGCCUUGGCUCUGAAGUGGUUAUACACACGCUCUAGUGCGGCCCAGGUCCCGCUUUUUUGGCAGUAGUUCCAACAGAAACCAAGAGAUCUGGCCGUAUAUGCAUCCUCACUCAUCUCUGAGCCAGACACCGCGCCGAGAGAGGACCAGCGUAACCGAGCAAAGGUCGACUCUGCCAGCAGCUCUCUCUCUCUCUGGCUUGCACUGAGAAACAUCAGCAGCUGUGAAUGUAUCGGCCCCUCAACCCGAGCACAAAUCCGCGUAACUAGUUAUGCAAAUUAGAACGGAGGCUCGGCCUCCGAUUCAGGGUGAACAGCCGCCAGUUAUGCUAUCAGGAUCCAGACACUGUGAUGAGAUCUGUGUCGACUCAGCCAUCAGGGGUUGUGCCGCAGUGUUCGCCGUGGCCACGUUUGGGUCGUGGAAGGGCAGCGUUUCUCUCUCUCCAGGUGGCGCUGCAGUGAACCUUUUGUGGCAUCAAGAGUAGCAGAAAGCUUUAUCAUGUUUCAUUUGGUGCCUAAGUUGGACGAGACGUCUUUUACUUUUCCGAUGACAAGACUGCAUGUGAUGGUGUGUCUGCAUUCUCUGCUUUACCGUCGUCAUCCAAAAGUCUCUUAAAAAGGUUAAAUUAACAUAUUAAAAAAGGUCAUUUAAUGUAAAAGAAAAUACCUCCUUUUUAAAAGAAAAAAGACCAAUGUGUUUUUACCUCACUGUAAAUAGAUUUUCAAUUUGUUUACUUCAAAUUUGCAAUGAUCUUUCUCUUUAAUUUCUAUGAAAUGCUUAAAAUAGUUAUUUUUCUUCAACAUGUUUUUUGUCAAAUGACAUUGUACUGUGUUUGUGUUGUACCCAAGCAGUAUGCUGGUCCUCUUUUGCAAAUGCUCUGUGUAUGACCUGUUGGUUGUGAUCUGCGUGAGCUGUACAGUCGAAGCGCUUUACAAAUGUCUGCGCCCCUUCAGAGCUCUGCUACAAAUGCCUUGUUCGAUAUGUUGUUUGGUUUAACUACAAAGAAAAAAAAGAAAAAAAGACAGAGGCGAGCAAGGCGGGAUGUGGAAGUAACGGACUGAAAAGCCGCCACGCCUCUCCACGACUUUUUUUUUUUUUUUUUU
Synchiropus splendidus (mandarinfish) is the source of this 6218-nucleotide messenger RNA. It is a transcript of the gene tgfbr1b, whose product is annotated as transforming growth factor, beta receptor 1 b. Gene Ontology annotation, biological process: heart development; protein phosphorylation; nervous system development. The record is from RefSeq and is a predicted model, not a curated record. Lineage: Eukaryota; Metazoa; Chordata; Actinopteri; Syngnathiformes; Callionymidae. Gene Ontology annotation, molecular function: activin binding; transforming growth factor beta receptor activity, type I; SMAD binding. The transcript is spliced from 9 exons. Gene Ontology annotation, cellular component: plasma membrane; activin receptor complex. Bases 37 to 1563 code for a protein of 508 amino acids.